AGAGAUUCUGCAUUCUUCUUUGUGCAGAAACUGCCUAUUGUAUCUCACACAAAUAAGAGAGAAACAGAGACAUAUAUGGCUUAUGCUGCUAUUACUUCUCUUAUUACAACCAUACUUGAUUUCCCGCAACAUGCUGAUAUUUACCUGCAACCGUUCAUAGAAAAGUUAAAAUCCUUUAGAGCUAUUCUUGAGAAACCGUGCAAUAUAACAGGCGAUUUAGAGGUAUUGACAAUGAUGGAAGCUGAAAUUAUAGAGCUACUGAACACCACAGAAGAUAUGAUUAUUUUGAAAACAAGAAAAGCUAUUAAGGCAAAAACCACGAUUAAACGAAGAGUAGCAUUUUGGAGACUUCGUUCCCUCUUGAAACGAGCACCAACUCGCAUUCACUCCAAGAUGAACAAGUGGUUGGCUAUGCAGAACAGCAAAGAUCUGAGAGCACAAAAUUUGAUUGUCGCCAAUACAUCUCAACAUGACUUUCAGUCCGAGAAUAUGAUGGUCGGCCAUGAAAAUGCAUUUGAGAUCAUGCAGGAUCAACUUGCUAGAGGAGCAACUGAGCUACAAGUUAUCUCAAUUGUGGGGAUGGGGGGCAUCGGCAAGUCAACUUUGGCGAUCAAAUUAUAUAAUGAUCCGUUCAUUAUGUCUCACUUUGACAUUCGUGCAAAAGUUAUUGUUUCGCAAGAGUAUUGCAAGAGAAAUGUACUCUUAGGCAUUCUUUCUUCUAUUAGUGGAAGUGGAACUAUUGGUGAAUUUUACGAGCAGCAAGAUGAUGGGCAACUAGCAGAUCGAUUGCAAAAGUAUCUGAAAGGCAAGAGGUACUUGAUAGUCAUUGAUGACAUAUGGACUACAAUAGCUUGGGAUGAUGUAAAACUAUGUUUCCCAGAUUGUAACUGUGGGAGUCGGAUACUCUUGACUACUCGGAAUAUGAAAGUGGCUGAAUAUGCUAGCUCAGGUAACCCUCCUUAUCAAAUGCGUCUCUUGAAUUUUAAUGAAAGUUGGUAUUUACUGCACAAAAAAGUCUUUGAGAACACAUAUUUUCCUCCUGAAUUUGAAAAUAUUGGGAAACAAAUUGCAUUAAAUUGCAAAGGAUUGCCUCUAGCAAUUGUUGUAAUUGCUGGACUUCUCCUGAAAAUUGGGCAAUCAUUGAAUGAGUGGGAAAAUAUUGCCGAGAAUAUAGUUUCCAUGGUAAGUACAGAUCCUGAUGUCCCAUGCAUGAGGAUGUUGGCAUUAAGUUACCAUCACUUGCCUCAUCACCUAAAACCGUGCUUUCUUUAUUUUGCAAUCUUCCCGGAGGAUGAAUUGAUAUUUGUGAAUAAACUUGUGAGAUUCUGGGCAGCAGAGGGCUUUUUGAAGAGAGAAAGGGAAAAAAGCAUAGAAGAAGUGGCAGAACAAUAUCUAAAAGAUCUUGUAGAUAGAGGAUUAAUUUUCAUCAGAUAUUUGAGUUUUGAUGGAAAAAUCAAAGCUUGUGGAAUGCAUGACAUGAUCCGUGAACUCUGCUUGAGAGAAGCUAGAAAGUUAAAUUUUGUGAAUGUUAUUAUGGAAAAUCAGAAUCCUUGUGAACAAUCCAUGCAUUUUUCCACAAAGCGCCGGAUCUGUAUCCAAUCAGAGGAAUCCUCUUUUGUUGCCAAUCAGUUGGCCAUGGUUCUUUAUAGUAAGGCACAUUCUAUUCUCCUUUUUAUUCGAAAUCCCUCAAACUCAGGAAUAAUGCAAGAAUUGGAGCGUUUUAAGAAAGUAAGAAUACUAGAACUUGCUUCACCAACGUUGGAUGCUUUUCCCAGUUGUAUAGUUGGUUUAUUUCAGUUGCGAUACCUAGCUUUGACUUUUUACUCGUCCACGGAUGAUCAGGAUAUUUAUGUUCCUCCAUCAAUAAAUGGGCUUCAAUAUCUACAAAGUCUUAUACUUAAGUUUCCAAAAUAUUUUAGAUGCCCUAAAUUUUCUUUCAUUUUACCAUCGCAAAUUUUCAAUUUGUGGAGAUUGAGGCACCUCUCCUUGGACAGGAAUAACUCGGAUACUUGUGAGUUUGGAGAGAGAAGUUUGAUUUUGAAUAAUAUGCAGUGUCUGUCUGGGUGGAAUCCUUUAUGCUGUACUUCAUCCGUCUUUAAACAAUUUCCCAAUUUAAAGAAGUUGCAGAUAUCCGGCGACCAUGAAGAGUACAUAACAAGUAACGAAAUGAAGGGCCUCCAUAAUCUUUGUAACUUAGAUCAGCUUGAGGAAUUGAAAUUUGACGGGAUGCCACAUUCGACACUUCCUCAUCCUGAAGCUUUUCCGAAGAACCUUAAGAAAUUAUCUUUUAGCAAAACUCAUGUAAAUUUAGAGGAUUUGAGGAUUCUCAGUAAGCUGCCCAAACUCGAGGCCCUCAAACUAAAAUUUUGUUCCUCCAAUAUUGGUAUGGAAUGGGAAGUAACCGAGGAAGGGUUUCCGCAGUUGAAGUUCUUGCUAUUGAGUCGCUUGGGCAUUAGACACUGGAGAGCCAGUAGUGAUCACUUUCCACGCCUUGAACGACUAUUCCUUGUUGAAUGUGCGAAUAUGAUUUCGAUCCCUGAAGAUUUUGUAGAAAUAACCACUCUUCAGCUAAUUGAUAUACGCAUGUGUAAGGAGUCAGUUGUGAAUUCUGCCAAGAAGAUUCAACAAGAAAUUGAAGACAACUAUGGAGGUUCUAUUGAGGUCUGUUUUCGUUACGUCCUUUAGGUCGUACUUUUGGUUGAAUUACUUUUAUAAUAGCAAAUGAUAUACUUUUGAGUUUUGAGAUACUUAGCUGACUUGUACAUUUAUUAGACAAUUUAUUUUCCUUCCUCAAUAGCUAACCUUCAGUAUCUGCAAACUUUUGUACUUAAGUUUCCUCAAUGGCGCUAGAA
Messenger RNA from Nicotiana tabacum (common tobacco), 2852 nucleotides. RefSeq names its product putative late blight resistance protein homolog R1B-16. The record is from RefSeq and is a predicted model, not a curated record. Gene Ontology annotation, molecular function: ADP binding. Gene Ontology annotation, biological process: defense response to other organism. Lineage: Eukaryota; Viridiplantae; Streptophyta; Magnoliopsida; Solanales; Solanaceae.